AUGGCGUCAUCAUUAUCAACAAUAACAACGGCUGCAAACAGUAAUAUUGACAAAGAUUAUGUUAUAUCAAGUAUUGAUGAAAUUCCUGAUGAUGUAAUUAAAUAUGCGAAUGAUAGAUUCUAUAAUUUCGUUGAAGAAGUUUCGGGUGAAAAUACAGAAAUUAUAUUAAAAGUUCAAGAAAUUCGUGCUGUUUCAACACUAUUAACAACAACAACAACAGAAGAUAUAAUAAAAGAUUUGUUAAAAUAUGAAGAUGAAGAAAUUGAAUUUGUUAAGCAAAACUGUUUUUACAAAGAUAAUGAUCAAUAUAAAUUGAAAGUUGGAAUUGAACGAGAAAUAAAAUUGAGAAGUGGUGUAUUCAAAACCAAUACAACAUUAAAAAGCGGUGAUGAUUAUACAUUAACGGUACGUGAAAAUGCUGACGGCACAUUUAAAGUAAAACUUAUGUGUAAAUGUCGUACGUGUAUAUUUUUGCCAAUGGAAAAAGAUAGUAGUGAUGAAGGUUUUCAAAUAUCAAGAUUUUAUAAGCAUUUAAUUUUAUUCUACGAUACAAUGAUGAACAAAUGUGAACAGGUCAUAAAACAAAUGAAAUGGAAAUAG
Molecule: messenger RNA, 600 nt
Organism: Didymodactylos carnosus
Lineage: Eukaryota; Metazoa; Rotifera; Eurotatoria; Philodinida; Philodinidae
Source: the annotation of a GenBank genome assembly